CGCGUCCCGUCCUGGUCGCCGGGGACACGCACCGGCCGGCGCGGGAGGGAGCGAGGGGCGCGGCGGGGGAAGGGGCUCCGCAGCGGGCGCAGACCCCGCGCGAGCGGCGCCUCCCGCCGCGGAGCGGAGCGGACGCACGGACGGACGGACGGACAUGGGCGGCCAGCCCGCGCGCACCUAGGGCCCCCGCCGCCAUGGGCGCCCCGGCCUGGGCGCUGGCGCUCUGCGCGGCCGCCGUGGUGGCCGGCGCCGCGGGGCCCCCGGGCGCGGAGCGGCGCGUCGCGCGGAGAGUGGCAGAGGCCCCGGGGCCGGAGCCGCCCCAGCAGGAGCAGCUGGUGUUCGGCAGUGGGGACACCGUGGAGCUGAGCUGCCGCCCGCCCGAGGGCGCCCCCACGGGGCCCACCGUCUGGGCCAAGGACGGGGCGGGGCUGGUGCCCUCGGACCGCCUGCUGCUGGGGCCGCGGCGGCUGCAGGUGCUCAACGCCUCCCAGGAGGACGCCGGGGCCUACAGCUGCCGGCAGCAGCCCACCCAGCGCGAGCUGUGCCGCUUCAGCGUGCGGGUGACAGAUGCCCCGUCCUCGGGAGACGAUGAAGAUGGGGAGGACGAGGCAGAGGACACAGGGGCCCCGUACUGGACGCGGCCCGAGCGGAUGGAGAAGAAGCUGCUGGCCGUGCCCGCCGCCAACACCGUGCGCUUCCGCUGCCCGGCGGCCGGCAACCCCACUCCCACCAUCUCCUGGCUGAAGAACGGCAAGGAGUUCCGGGGCGAACACCGCAUCGGGGGCAUCAAGCUGCGGCACCAGCAGUGGAGCCUGGUCAUGGAGAGCGUGGUGCCCUCGGACCGCGGCAACUACACGUGUGUGGUGCAGAACCGGCUGGGCAGCAUCCGGCAGACCUACACGCUGGACGUGCUGGAGCGCUCCCCGCACCGGCCCAUCCUGCAGGCGGGGCUGCCGGCCAACCAGACGGCCGUGGUGGGCAGCGACGUGGAGUUCCACUGCAAGGUGUACAGCGACGCGCAGCCCCACAUCCAGUGGCUCAAGCACGUGGAGGUCAACGGCAGCAAAGUGGGGCCGGACGGCACGCCCUACGUCACCGUGCUCAAGUCCUGGACCAGUGAGACUGCGGAGGCUGACUCGCGCCUCCGCCUGGCCAAUGUGUCCGCGCGCGACGGGGGCGAGUACCUCUGUCGAGCCACCAAUUUCAUAGGCGUGUCUGAGAAGGCCUUUUGGCUGCGCGUGCACGGGCCCCGAGCAGCCGAGGAGGAGCCGGCGGAGGCCGGCGAGGCGGGCAGCGUGUACGCGGGCGUGCUCAGCUACGGCGUGGGCUUCCUGCUCUUCGUGCUGGUGGUGGCCGCCAUGACGCUCUGCCGCCUGCGCAGCCCCCCCAAGAAGGGCCUGGCGCCCGCCGUGCACAAGGUCUCCCGCUUCCCACUCAAGCGCCAGCAGGUGUCCCUGGAGUCGAACUCGUCCAUGAACUCCAACACGCCCCUCGUGCGCAUCGCCCGGCUGUCCUCGGGCGAGGGCCCCGCGCUGGCCAACGUAUCCGAGCUGGAGCUGCCCGCCGACCCCAAGUGGGAGCUGCCCCGGGCCCGGCUGACCCUGGGCAAGCCCCUCGGCGAGGGCUGCUUCGGGCAAGUGGUCAUGGCGGAGGCCAUCGGCAUCGACAAGGACCGGGCCACCAAGCCCGUCACGGUGGCCGUGAAGAUGCUGAAAGAUGACGCCACUGACAAGGACCUCUCGGACCUGGUGUCGGAGAUGGAGAUGAUGAAGAUGAUCGGGAAGCACAAGAACAUCAUCAACCUCUUGGGCGCCUGCACGCAGGGCGGGCCCCUGUACGUGCUGGUGGAGUUCGCGGCCAAGGGGAACCUGCGGGAGUACCUUCGGGCGCGGCGGCCCCCGGGCACCGACUACUCCUUCGACACCUGCAAGCUGCCGGAGGAGCAGCUCACCUGCAAGGACCUGGUGUCCUGCGCCUACCAGGUGGCCCGGGGCAUGGAGUACCUGGCCUCGCAGAAGUGCAUCCACCGGGACCUGGCGGCCCGCAACGUGCUGGUGACGGAGGACAACGUGAUGAAGAUCGCGGACUUCGGCCUGGCCCGCGACGUGCACAACCUGGACUACUACAAGAAGACCACCAACGGCCGGCUGCCCGUGAAGUGGAUGGCGCCCGAGGCCCUGUUCGACCGCGUCUACACCCACCAGAGCGACGUCUGGUCCUUCGGGGUGCUGCUGUGGGAGAUCUUCACGCUGGGGGGCUCGCCGUACCCCGGCGUCCCCGUGGAGGAGCUGUUCAAGCUGCUGAAGGAGGGGCACCGCAUGGACAAGCCGGCCAACUGCACGCACGAGCUGUACAUGGUGAUGCGGGAGUGCUGGCACGCGGUGCCCUCCCAGAGGCCCACCUUCAAGCAGCUGGUGGAGGACCUGGACCGCAUCCUCACCGUGACCUCCACCGACGAGUACCUGGACCUGUCGGUGCCCUUCGAGCAGUACUCGCCGGGCGGCCAGGACACCCCCAGCUCCGGCUCCUCGGGGGAUGACUCCGUGUUCGCCCACGACCUCCUGCCCCCCGCCCCGCCCAGCAGCGGGGGCCCACAGACGUGAGCCCCGCCCUCGGCCGAGCCCCCCGUGAGGGCCCCGGCCCGCCAUGCUGCUCUGGGUGUGCCGUCGGCCCCGGCUCCAGACCUGCACCGACGGGCGGACGGACAGACACCUUGUGUGUGCGUGUGCGUGUGCGUGUGCGUGUGCGUGAGUCUCCGGGCCCUGGUGUAGGGUCCCUGGUGCCCGCCCUGCUGUACCGUGCCCCCCGGCCGCUGACCCGGCGGUGCCAGGAGGGCGGAUGUAGAAUGUACGGGGCUCCCCGCCCCUGGGCCCUCAGGCCCCGAGCGGAGCCCACCCACCGGCACCUUGCGCCUGGGGUGAUGUUAGCACACGCCCCCAGGCCCCACCUCCCACCCUGUCCCCCGAGACUGAGAUUACGGGUACCGAAGGCGGGAGCCUUUAACUUCUAUCCGAGAGGGCGACUCCAGAGACGAGUGCAUUCCUCUAACACGUGUGUGACACGCGUGUAGGCCAAUAGUCCCCGUGGAAGAAGCUGGGACACGGGCAGCACGGGCCCCGGGGGCUGGGUGGGAGGCCCCUGCGGGCGGGACACACACGGCGCCCGCGUGGAGGGCUCCCCGGCCGCAGUUUUGUUUUAAAAAUUGUACCUGGACCCACCUGUCUGAAAAGCUAUUUAUGGCCCCGGCCCGUCCCUUCCCCACCCCAACGCUGUAGUGUUCGCCGCCCCUCGCGGUGGCUUCGCCUUAACUUAUUAACAGCUGAGGUUUGUGCGGAGGCCCGGGGCGCCCCCGGCCUGCACCCGCCGGGCGGCCCUCAGGCCGGGCGCCGCCUCUGCGCAUCCGGAGGUUUGCUGCUGCAGAUGCUCGGCAGGCUCUGAGCGGGCCGGUGUUUUCCCACAGGUUCUCGGGGCCCUGCCCCGGCGCAGACGUCCUUAGGUGUUACGGUUUAUGUGUAUCUAUCUAUAUAAUUUAUUGGUUUUUACGAGACGUAUUUGCUGUAGAUUUAACACUUCUUAUGCGACGCUUCUAGCCUUCUAGCCGGCUGCCUCCCAGGGCCUGGGAGGGAGCCUCCGGCGUCACUUCGUCCUGCCUGCGGGCGCCCGAGCCCGAGCGGGCCCCUGCCUGCGGGCGCCCGAGGUGUUGCCCCCAACUGGCCAACGCACUUCCCAGAAAUAAACAGAUUCCGUUCA
Molecule: messenger RNA, 3750 nt
Organism: Pipistrellus kuhlii (Kuhl's pipistrelle)
Lineage: Eukaryota; Metazoa; Chordata; Mammalia; Chiroptera; Vespertilionidae
Gene: FGFR3
Product: fibroblast growth factor receptor 3
Exons: 18
Coding region: 195-2603 (802 amino acids)
Biological process (GO): fibroblast growth factor receptor signaling pathway; multicellular organism development; positive regulation of kinase activity
Cellular component (GO): membrane; signaling receptor complex
Molecular function (GO): fibroblast growth factor binding; fibroblast growth factor receptor activity; ATP binding
Source: RefSeq, a predicted model, not a curated record